Messenger RNA from Helianthus annuus (common sunflower), 852 nucleotides. RefSeq names its product synaptonemal complex protein 1-like. Bases 1 to 852 code for a protein of 283 amino acids. The record is from RefSeq and is a predicted model, not a curated record. The transcript is spliced from 3 exons. Lineage: Eukaryota; Viridiplantae; Streptophyta; Magnoliopsida; Asterales; Asteraceae.
AUGAUCGAAAAUAUUCCAAAAGAGAAGUCCAGAGCUUAUGCAGUAAUUCAUGACGAUGAAGGUUUUGACUGGAGUCAGAUUCUUCCAGAUGAAGAUCGUCCUGUAAUAGCUCAUGGCAGAAAAGCAUCAAAAGCCCUGCAUCAUGUUCUUGUUGCUGAAAUUCGUGAAGAAAACAAAGAAAAGGAUACAGAGAUAAAAGAGAAAACUGGAGAAGAGAUUCUAAGUGAGAAAAGUGAACCAGUUAUUCCUAGAAGUGACAUAGUUCAUGAUGAUGUUCUUCUAGUUAUUCCUCGAUCCGGCGAAUAUUAUUCUAAUGUUGCCAAAGACAAGACAUAUGUAAAAAGGCUAGAUAAAAUCAUCAGGGAUGCUAUGACAACAAAAUUGAGGAAGAGGAAUGAAGAAAGAAUGAAGAAGAACAUUGAGAAUCUGGUUGAUGAUUUGAAGAAAGCUGCUGAGGAGGUCAAGGUUGAAGAAAAAGUGAAAGAUGGAGUUGAGAAAGUUGAAGAGAAGGUAGUUGAGAAAGAAAAGGCUGUUACUGAAGAACAGCAAGUUGAAGAAGCCAAGAAGGAGAAGGAAAGUUCGAUAGAAUUGAAGGUUGAAAGUUCAACAAAUGUUGCUGGUAAUGUUGUUGAUGAGAAGCAGCAGAAAGAAGCUGAUCAGACAGAAACAGAAGCAAACACCAAGGUGCCAAUCACUGAGGAAUCAUAUGAAAAGGUAAAAAGUGAAAUGAAACUUGCUCAAUCAAGAUUGAAAUACUGUUCUGAAACAUCAAAGGAAUUAAAACGAAUGUAUGAAAUUAAACAAGGUGUUGUAAAUUCUUAUAUUGAAGAUGUUGUUAAGCUAAAACAAUAG